Messenger RNA from Saccharomyces mikatae IFO 1815, 771 nucleotides. It is a transcript of the gene ROT1, whose product is annotated as Rot1p. Gene Ontology annotation, biological process: 'de novo' protein folding; budding cell apical bud growth. The record is from RefSeq and is a predicted model, not a curated record. NCBI's taxonomy places the organism in Eukaryota, Fungi, Ascomycota, Saccharomycetes, Saccharomycetales, Saccharomycetaceae. The coding region runs from base 1 to 771 and encodes 256 amino acids. Gene Ontology annotation, cellular component: endoplasmic reticulum; endoplasmic reticulum membrane. The transcript has a single exon.
AUGUGGUCGAAAAGGUUUACAUUAAAGAAACUGAUCUUGACCAGUUUUUUAUUCACUCAGGGGAUCCAUUGUGAAGACGAAAGCAACUCUCUAUACGGUACUUGGUCAUCUAAAUCGAACCAAGUCUUCACAGGACCAGGAUUUUAUGAUCCCGUAGACGAGCUAUUGAUAGAGCCCUCGUUGCCUGGCCUCAGUUACUCAUUCACUGAAGAUGGUUGGUAUGAAGAAGCUACUUAUCAAGUGAGUGGUAAUCCUCGUGACCCAACUUGCCCCAAGGCUUCUUUGAUUUAUCAACAUGGUACAUAUAAUAUUUCAGAAAACGGUACUCUAACUUUGAAUCCUAUUGAAGUGGACGGCAGACAAUUAUUCAGCGAUCCAUGUACUGAUCAAGGAGUCUCGACCUACUCUAGAUACAACCAAACAGAAAUAUUCAAAGAAUACAAUGUAGGUAUAGAUCCUUACCAUGGUAUUUACACUCUACAGUUAUACCAAUUUGACGGUACACCAAUGCAACCAUUGUACUUGGCUUAUAGGCCACCAAUGAUGCUGCCAACAGAAACAUUAAAUCCAACAUCGUCUGCAGUCAGCACUGACGAUGCAUCCUCCAAUAAGAAAAGAUCACUCAGAAGUUUAGUGAGAAGAAGCCUAGAAAACAGACACAAGACAAAUGCCGUUAAAAGAGAAAGUACCUCAUUUUUGACCUCCAAUGCCAUUUGGUAUAUUUCUGCAGGCAUGCUAGGUGUCGGUUCAUUAUUAUUUUUAGCAUUUUAG